This is a messenger RNA of Biomphalaria glabrata, 4799 nucleotides long. RefSeq lists its product as uncharacterized. Gene Ontology annotation, cellular component: membrane. The record is from RefSeq and is a predicted model, not a curated record. The coding region runs from base 146 to 3031 and encodes 961 amino acids. Gene Ontology annotation, molecular function: G protein-coupled receptor activity. The transcript is spliced from 2 exons. Gene Ontology annotation, biological process: G protein-coupled receptor signaling pathway; cell surface receptor signaling pathway. NCBI's taxonomy places the organism in Eukaryota, Metazoa, Mollusca, Gastropoda, Planorbidae.
UGGUCAUUUGUGGCAACCUUUAGACCUACGCAGCUCUCUGCUAUAUAAAAUCGUUUUGGUUCUGGAAAUGUUAUUUGUUUCAUCUCUGUGACAGACUAGUUUUAUAAUUAUUUCCUUGAAAUUUAAUGUAAGAUCAUAGAAGAUAAUGGCGAUUAAAAUUUCGGCCAGAUUUUUCAGAAGUUUUGACGUUUUAACAUUAAUUUGUUUUAAGUUUGUGAUAGCGGAUGAACAUUUUAAUUACGAGUUUCAGUGGAAUAAAAACAUUUCACAUAUCGAUUACUUCCUGAAUCUAUGUCCCCACGUUUGUUACCAGGAAGAGAGAAUUACUCUUGUUAAUUUUGAAAGAUGUUCUGACAUUGAUUGCUUCCCUUGCGAUUGCCAAAAACCAAGGUGUUUGGUUUACGGUACUUGUUGUCCAGAAGUUAAGUCUCUGCCUUGGAAUGAUGGCAACUCUGAUUCGAAAACUGUCGAUCUUUCCUCGUUGUUGCUGCCACGUGAAGGGGAGCUGACAAAUAAAUUGACUAAAUUAACGUGCAGCGGUUAUGAUGAAAGAAUGUACACAUUUCUGCUUCUACGCUCUUGCCCAGACGAUUACUCCGAUCUGAGGGUGAGACAGUUGUGCGAGGAAGAUCUGUUAGGUCAAGAUCUGGAGUAUGAUAAAAACCUGAUGGAUGUACUCACAAAGGUCAGUGAUCCAGUCACCGGGGUCACCUACUACAACAGAUAUUGCGCCGAAUGUAACAAUGCUACGAAUGUGAUGCCAUGGAAGAUCAAGAUAGACUGCUUUCAUUAUCUUCAUUCCUAUAAAGCCCUGAGCCUGAACGAUCUCGUAAGACUGAGUUUAGAGCACACCUCCACCUGUCAGAUAAAAGAUGUAAUUCAGGAUUUCAAUUCAAACUACUCCACUUGCGGCGCUCUGAACAGCUGGUUUUAUUCGGUUAUUAAUCAGUGCAAUGUGACCAGUCAGUGGACAACGUACGAGCCAGAUAUAGAAAAGUUAUGCUCCCAGUUCACUGGACAAAGUUUUAAAGUUAAGAAACAAAAUAUGUACUUCGCUAAUGUAUUCUGUGCGAUAUGCAAUUCGGAACAAUAUACUUCUCUCAAGAAUAAUUGCUGGUCUGUCACGGACAAUUCUUCGCUAUCCAAUGAUAGCGAGUCCUAUCAACCUGGUUUUGUUAUGAUCCCGCCGUUCACAAUAUUACUAAACUUCCAUCAAGAGUCGCGGUUAGCUGUACUUUUUAAAGCAGCUGUGCAGAGUUGUUUAAGGGAUGAGUGGUCUGGACCGGGCAAUCAAUGCUUCCAGAUGAAGUGUGCUGAUGGUAAGCUGCUGAAAAGGGGAAAAUGUGUAACAGCCCUGAAAGAGAUUCGUGGAUUGGGGUAUCAAACUAGAUUGGAAUAUACAAUCAAUAAAACUGAAGUUAGCAUGCAAGUAUCUGGUGUUCAUUACAAGAUAUUGUCUCACUUAAACAUUAGUCUAUCUGAAUGGUUUGACAGAACUCUGUUUGAAAUUUUUGAAGAGUUAUCUUUCAGAUUUAGCAUGAAAUCCUUUGGUCUUAGCAAUGAUAGCAGGGAUAGUUCUUUGGAUGUUCAGAAUGAGAAAUACGUCAUUUAUCCCGUACUUUUGACCAUAGAUGUCUACAUCAUUUCACCAAAAGACAUUCUGAGAGAUGACGUGGAGAGAACGCUGGCGGAGAAAUUAUUUCAAAACAAUAUCACACUUUUAGUAGGCGACACUAUACUGACUCUGGAAUACUAUAAAAAUCCUCAACAAGAGCCAAAUAGUUUGAGCUGCAAUGAAACUAUCGACGAUUGUACUAACGAGAUUUAUAUACCUGGACCAUUUCCAACAAAUGAAAUGUGGUACAGCAAGCAAGACUUUCUUUGGCUAAACAAGCUCUUGACCUGCCCCUUUGUUCAUUUCAACAAAUCUAGAGUUCACGUGGAGGGGUUUGGGUUUGCGAAUGCAUCAUUAAAAUUCGUUAUAAAAAUUGAUUUAGAAGAUGCAGUGUUUGUCUUUAAGGAAAAGGACGAGCUCAAGAAGUUAUCAGUGGAAGAAGAUGGUGCUGUCAAUGUUUGUGUGGACCUUCUGGACUCUAAACUUGAAGAGUUACAAGAGAAACUGCAAGCUGCUGAAGCAAGUGAAUCUUUUCUAUCUCUGUAUGUCAUCACGGUCAUAUGUCUCGGUGUGUCAAUGGUGUGUCUCCUGAUGACUGUAGUUACCUACAUCAGCUUCAGGACACUCCGAAGUGUGGCUGGUAUACACACUAUGAUUCUAUCUGCCACGCUUCUUUUAGCUCAGGCUUUGCUGCUGACAAUCUCUCACGUUCAAGCUCCAAGUAUCAUCUGUACAGUUCUUGGUGUUAGUACUCACUUCAUGUGGCUCUGUAUGUUUGCCUGGAGUUUUAUCUGCUGCUUUCACAUGUAUACAAUCUUUACUGCCAAAGUUAGAACUACCUGCAACACUAGUGACUCCCGCAAGCAUCUAAUCGUUAGGGUUCUAUGUAGUUUUCUUUUACCAGCUGUAAUAGUAUCCAUUGUAAUACUUGUAGAUUAUUUCACUUCUGAUGGCCAAAGAAUGGGCUAUGGAACUAGAACUUGCUAUUUAAACUCUAAGGAACUCAUUCUCUGCUCUGUGGCUGCUCCACUUGGUGCUGUGUUACUCAGCAAUGUUUUCUUCUUUGUUUCUUCAGUGCUGGAAAUUUACAAAGUCAAAAAACUUCAAAGUCCAGACAUGUUUAAGAAAAGUGACCGCAGUAACCUUUACAUUUACAUGAAACUUUCUACAAUGACUGGAGUGUUCUGGCUACUGUCUCUCCUGGCCGAAGGAUUGGACAAUAAUGUGUUGCGUUACAUCUCUGUGGUAAUGAAUGGGUUACAAGGGAUGUUUAUAUUCAUGUCUUACGUCUGCAACAAAAGAGUUUGGACAUUGUACAAGGAAAUUUGGUCUCUGCGUCAACUGCUAGAUCGCUCAGAGAAAGGAACUUUAAGUCAGCUAGCAUCAGAAGUACAAGUACAGAGAAAGGAACUUUAAAUUAAUUAGCGUCAUACGUACAAGUACAAGAAAGGAACUUUAAGUCAAUUAGCAACAUAUUACAACUACAGAGAAAGGAACCUUAAGUUAGUUAGCAUCAGACGUAUUAGUACAGAGAAAGGAACAUAAAGUCAUUUAGAAUCUUAAGUACAAGUACAGAGAAAAGAACAUCUAGUCGGUUUGCAACAGAAGUACAGAGAAAGGAACUUUAAGUUAAUUAGCAUCAUACGUGCAUGUACAGUGAAAGGAACUUUAAGUCAAUUAGCGUCAUAAGUAUAAGUACAAGAAAGGAACUUUAAGUCAAUUAGCAUCAGACGUGCAGAGAAAGGAAUAAGCUAAUUAGCAUCAGAUGUACAUUUACAGAGAAAGGAGCUUUAAGUCAAUUGGGCAUUAGAAGUACAAGUACAAAGACAGGAACAUAAAGUCAAUUAGCAUCAGAUGUACUAGUACAUAGAAAAAGCUAAGAUCUGUUCUGUUUUAUGUAUUUUUGUUAAAUGUAUUUUAUACUGAUUACUUGGGUUUUUCAUCAAGUAAUAUAUUCACAUUAUAAAAGGCAUAAUGAGAUAUUAUGGUUAAAUCUUUGACUUUAUUUGUUAUAAUAUAAUGCUCAAUACAUUUUAUGAAAUUUUAGAGGGUAAGAAAUGUUUAAACAACUCCAACCGAUUUCACAACACAAUUAUGUACCUGACCUAUGUAACAUCCUGACCUAUGUAAUAUGCUGGCCUAUGUAGAAAGAUCAUUUUAGAAUGACUAGUGGUUAAAUAUUAAUUUACUGAUUGAUUUCGACCUUUCACAAAGAGGGAGGGCGAAAAUGUUGUCACAAAUGUUGUCUCUAGUGUUGUUUUUUGUUAGGUUUAAAUACCCAGCACCCCAACGACGAAAGUGUAGGGACAGAUGACAUAACAUUGCUAUAAUAUAUUAGAUAAAAACUAGCAGGCUUUAUUUUCUCUUAUUUUCUCUUGUGCUUAAUCCAAUCUCCAACUGGUGCUCAGUAUCGACUUGUACAGACCAUAUAAAGAGAAUUUUAGGUAUAAUUAUUGUAUAAUGUAUUUAAGUAUUUAAUCAAUGGCCACCUCGAAGGGACUUCACAUAGUGAUCCACUGGAACUGAAAUACGCAAGAACUUAGACUAGGAGGACUUUUUAGCUGUUACAACUUUGUCUUCUAUCCCCUCUAGUUUUAGUUUAACUGUAAGUGUAAGAUUUAUAAGUUAAGGAGGCGUGCUGGAUGAGUGGAAAAACACUUACCUUGCCAAUCUGAGGUCCAGGGCUCGAAUCCUCUUAGUCCACCCAGCUCUAAUGGUUACCUGACAAUAGUUGGGGAAAAGUAAAGGCAGUUGGUCGUUGUGCUGGCCGCAUGACACCCUCGUUAACUGUGGAUCACACGGUCUAAAAGGGAACCUUUAUUUUUUUUGUAGCUUUGGAUUCUUUUCAUGGCGAGUAAAAUAAGUUUGACUUGCAUGUUUAUUCGUUUAUAUUUUUUAAUAAACUUUUUUUUUUCAGUUCAAUACAUCAUAUCGACAGUAUUUGUCAACUUGACUUUUUUUUUUUAAAAUAGUUGUUGAAAUAUGCUUUAGUAGUAGCUAUGGAGUUACUCCAAUCUAUUAAUGAUCUUACUCUGCAUUUCUUUUUUAGAUCUAAUUUAUCUAUGUAUCUAUGCUAUCUAUCUUUCCAUCUAUCUGUCCAUCUAUCUGUCCAUCUAUCUAUCUAUCUUUCCAUCUAUCUGUCUAUCUAUCUAUCUAUCUAUCUAUCUAUCUAUCUAUCUAUCUA